CAGAAAGAAAAGGCCAGGCUGAAGGAACUUGCUGACCCACUACUCUGCUCCAUGUUGGCUAUGUUCUCAGGCUGGGACCAUGCCACCCCCCGCAGAGGUGACGGACCCAUCCCAUGCCCCUGCUGUCCUGCGUCAGCUCAAUGAGCAGCGGCUCCGCGGCCUCUUCUGUGAUGUCACCCUCAUAGCUGGAGACACCAAGUUCCCCGCUCACCGCAGCGUCCUGGCUGCCUCUAGUCCCUUCUUCAGGGAAGCCCUGCUAGCUUCAGCUCCACUGCCCCUCCCACCGGUUCCUGGUGGCUCAGCUCCCAGCCCUGCAACCACCACAGCUGCCUCCUCCUCCUCCUCCUCUUCCUCCUCCUCCUCCUCCUCCCCGCCUCCAGUCCCUCCGCACUCUUCAUCCCCUCCACGGGUCCUAGAGCUGCCCGGGGUCCCAGCAGCUGCCUUUUCCGAUGUCCUCAACUUCAUCUAUAGUGCCCGGCUUGCACUCCCUGAUGGUGGAGGGGAUGGGGCAGCUGUGGCAGAGAUUGGAGCUCUGGGGCGGCGGCUGGGUAUCUCCCGCCUCCAGGGCCUGGGGGAAGGAGGUGAUACUUGGGUACCUCCUGCUCCAACUCCCCUGGCCACCUCACAGUCUGAAGAGGACAGUCUGGGGCCAGGGCCUAGACCAGAUGGCGAGUGGGAGGGUGACAAAGCUGAAACCCAGGCUCUUGACUCACAACCCUCCUUACCCCGGCGGCCCUUUCCCUGCCCUCGAUGUGGGAAAAGCUUCAUCCAUCCCAAGAGGCUGCAGACACAUGAGGUUCAGUGUCGACGGGGGUCCGACACUCGGGGGUCUGCAGGCCUGGGAGCUGCGGGCUCUGGUCCUGGGGGUCCUGCAGGAGUGGAUGCCUCAGCCCUGCCACAACCAGUGGGCUUCAGAGACGGCCCUGAACAUGUGGUGAAGGUGGUGGGCGGCCAUGUGCUCUAUGUGUGUGCCGCCUGCGAGCGUUCCUACGUGACCCUGUCCAGCCUGAAGAGGCACAGCAACGUACACUCAUGGCGGAGGAAGUACCCCUGCCGCUACUGCGAGAAGGUGUUUGCCCUGGCUGAGUACCGCACCAAGCACGAGGUGUGGCACACUGGGGAGCGCAGGUACCAGUGCAUCUUCUGCUGGGAAACCUUUGUCACCUAUUAUAACCUGAAGACCCACCAGCUUGUCUUCCAUGGCAUUAGUCCCGGCCUCCUAGCCAGUGAGAAGACACCCAAUGGAGGCUACAAGCCCAAGCUUAAUACCCUCAAGCUGUACCGCCUGCUCCCCAUGCGGGCAGCCAAGCGCCCCUCUGUCAUCACCUUUGCUCAUCCAGCUCCCUCUGUCAUUGUCCAUGGAAGCAGUAGCAGUGGUGGAGCCGGGGGUGGGCCAGCCAGCACAGGAGGGUCCCAAGCUGCCUCAGUCAUCACUUAUACGACUCCCCCAAGACCCCCCAAGAAACGAGAGUACCCACCUCCUCCCCCUGAGCCUGCAGCAACACCCACCAGCCCAGCCUCUAGCACCACCAGUCCAGCCACGGCUGCAGGGCCAGGCUCAGCCACAGAGGAGGCCAAGAGCCGGAGUCUGCGGGCUGGGAGAACUCUGACUUACACAGCCAAACCCGUGGGUGGGGUGAGUGGGAGUGGGGGUUCUCCCACAGGGACAGGCCGAGGCUCCUCUCAGCUUCAGGCUCCACCUCCACUGUGUCAGAUCACUGUGCACUUUGGGGAGGAAGCCAUUGUCAAGCGUCGCAUCUCCGAAACUGACCUGCGUCCUGGAGAGCUGAGUGGAGAAGAAAUAGAGGAGAGCGAGGAAGAGGAGGAGGAGGAGGAGGACCAGGAGGAAUCAAAGGCUGGAGGGGAAGAUCAGCUCUGGAGGCCCUACUAUUCAUACAAGCCUAAGCGCAAGGCUGGAGCUACUGCCGGUGGGGUCGGCGGGGUCAGUGGACCGCCCCGAGGACGAAGACCACCACGCUGGAGACAGAAGCUGGAACGGAGGGCCUGGGAGGAGACCCCAUCAGUGGAGGGCCCAGGAGGACGAGGACGUGGUGAGCGUAGGCACCGUUGUGGAGACUGUGCCCAGACCUUUGCCACCCUGAGGAAGCUGAGAAAGCACCAGGAAGCCCACAGUGGGGGCUCCCACAGCUCCAGGACUGGGAAGAGGUCUUCGUCCCGAUUCCCCUGCCCCCACUGUGCCAAGGUGUGCAAGGCGGCAGCUGCCCUGAGCCGACAUGUGCAGAGGCAUGCUGUGGAGCGGCCUGGGGGCACACCCACUCCUGUCAUCGCCUACUCCAAAGGCAGCGUUGGCCCCAGACCUAGUGAUGUCAAGGAGGAAGCCCCCCAAGAGAUGCAGGUGUCCUCAUCGAGUGGGGAGGCAGGCGGCGGCGGUGGCGGUGCUGCUGCCGAAGCUCCCGAAACUGCUUCGCUCCAGGACCCGGUCAUCUCUGGGGGUGAGGAGCCCCCAGGAGCAGGUGGGGGCAGCUAUGUGUACCCACCUGUGCAGGAGUUCCCCCUGGCCCUGAUAGGAGGCAGUCGGGAGCCCAGUGGGGGCAGAGGAAAAGCUGGGAAUGAGGGACUAGUGGGAGCCUCUGAUGGAGAGCGGAUGGAGGGGAUGGGGACUGCCAAAGUCACCUUCUACCCUGAACCCUACCCACUCCUGUCUGGCCCCCAGCUCCUAGCUGCCUACCCUUACAACUUCAGCAACUUGGCUGCUCUCCCAGUCGCUCUCAACAUGGUCCUACCUGAUGAGAAGGGUGGGGGGGCCCUCCCCUUCCUGCCCGGGGUCUUUGGCUACGCAGUGAAUCCUCAAGCAGCACCCCCUACUCCCCCCACCCCCCCCCCCCCCCCCCCCCCCCCUCCCUCCCCCCCCCCUAAGGGAAUAGGGGAACAGGCAGGGGUUGAGAGAACCCAAAAGGGGGAUGUAGGGUGAGCACUAAAGCCAGAUCCCCCUUUCACCAGAUGCCACCCUUCCUGAGCCCCCCAUCACUAUCAGCUCCCUGGCCUCCCUGCCUGCCCCUUGGGAGCCCCAUCACACUCUAGUGCAGGGAUUGGGGGCCCCUGGAGCUCAGGAGUCAGGCUGCUUUGUGUGAUUGUAGUCUCCCCACCCCCUGAGAAGGGGUCUUUGGUGGUUCCCCUCUCAAUCUUUUCCAGGGAAUGGCCCCUGUGAAGGGAAGAGCCAGCUCCCAUCCCUUCUCCAGCCCUUGGGGCAACUGAGCAAUAUACUUAGUGAAUCUCUACUUACAGCCCCACCAGCUCUGAAUGUCUAACCUGCUCCCCUGAUUUAUAAACCUGGGGGGGAAACCAUCUCUCUCACCUAAUGAUGCCUGCUGUUCUGAAGCUUCCUCUAAGCCCCGCCCCAGAUGCUUCCUAGCACAUUCCAUUCUUUAUGGCCCAGGGCCUGGACCAGACCAUUGUGAUAUCUGACCCACCAGCCUGGAAGCAUGGCUUUGGAUUCCGUUCUUCCCAAGGGUGGGUUUCUCUGUCCUUGUCUCCUAUUACGAUGCCAUGCUUCCUUGGCUUCCAUGCCUUUGGAUCUUCCAUAUUCCUUCCUGUGCUCCUAGACUUUGGAGAUGGCCUAACCCAAUCCAAGUCAAAAGGAGGUGGGAGGUGUUCUAUGGCUGAGCACUUUUUUCAAUACAGGGCAGGGAAAUCUUGGGCCCUACCUUUACCCCCCAAUCCAGUGACUCCAGAUUCUUCCAAGACAAAGAGGUGAAUAGAUCCUAUCUCUUCUGGCCUUUAUAGAUGGCUUCUUUGGGGCUAAGCCAAAUUUGAGCACCAGGUAUGAAGCACUCCAUACAGGAUGGAGAAGAGAUUCCAUUUCCUCCCUGCCAAUUCCUCACUAUGGUUUCUUCUAGAUUAGACCAAAUAGCCAGAAAAUUGCUGGGGGUUUGAUGUGUGGUUAGCCCAAGAUUUGUACAUUGCCUUCCACCCUAGCUUUAUCCUGUCUCCUCCAGUGUCACUGUCCUCACCAGUCACUCCAGAUGGUUUCCAGGGAACCAUCUUCCUCUUCUGGUGGGCUUUGGGGUAUCCCCACCAACUUUGCCUCCAAAAUAGCACCUUAUACCCCAUCUUUGACUCAGUUCCCCACACCCAAAGAUCCCAGCCUAGGGAUGGGGUGCAGGGAUUUUCAAUGGUCCCUAAUCCCUAAUUUGCACUAGUUAACCCUGGUCAGGGUCCCUAUGUUUCCUUCCAGCGGGGAAGAUUAGAUUGUUUGUUCCUAUUUCUUGUUGAAAGUGGGGCCUCCCUAAUGUGUGAUUAGAUGGAUAUUUCCCAUAUUACCUACCCCCAAACCAGCUCACAAGGGGAGAGCCAGUUUGGGGGAGCAAAUUUUGAUGUGGGAAUUAGAGGAGUAUGACUUUAAAAAGGAGAAAGACUGUUUUAAUCCAAAUGACAGCCUUUCUCUCAGCUACUGUUUUCUGAGGCCAAGAUGGCUACCCUCUGACCUACUGUGGAGGGGGUAUGAUCAUGGCUUUUGGAGGGAGGUGAGUUUGGAAAGGCCAGGAGCAUCUUCCUGCCCCCUCCUAACCUCCCAGUCCAUAGGAAGGGGGAGGUUGUUUUUGACAGGCUUCCUGAAUGUUAAUCACGGAGGGAAGGGUCACUCCAUUCCUCCUCUGUCUCUUUGCACUUUUCUUGGUCUUGACCACAGCCUGAGUGAAGAAUUUCCUACUGAAUGUACCAAGUUCCAGUUUUUAAGGGGGAAAAGUUUCAAACAGGGAAAAAUGAAAAAAAAAAUCACUAAAAAUUCCCAUAAAUCUUGUUUCUGGCACUUUAGAAAAAACUGCAAAAAAACAUAAUAAAGAAUACAUAUAUAUAUCUACACACAAAUUAUAUAUAUAUAUAAAUAUAUCUAUAUAUACAGCGGAACCACAAGAGAGACUGAGGAAGGCCUGAAUGCAGGGGGCAGACAUGACCACAGUCCCUCUGUGCCCUUCACCGGCCCUCCUCUGAGGAAGUCAGGAGAGUAGAAGGGGUGAAAAUGGACUGUGGAAUUUGAAUUUCAGAAUAUAUCAAAAUUCUAAAACCACAGACCUUUUGGAAGAAUUGAGAUUAUAAGUGUUUAUUUUAUUUUUUUUAAUAUGGGUAAGAAGAAUAGCUUCCAGAAUUUGGCAACAAAUAAAGUUGUGACAAAGCAAAAACUUAAAAAUAUGUAUUUGAGCUGGAAGGUUUCAAUAUUGUGAGUUUCAGGUAUUGGAAAUUUGGGAUUUUGCAAUUUUGUCACUUGAAGAUGAUCAAGUCUUGUCAGUCCGUGCCCUCUUUCUCCAUAUUCCCUGGGAAGAAGGGUGACAGAGUGGGAAGGCCACUGGUUCUGAGCCACAGCAUAGAGUGGGAAGGCCACUGGUUCUGUGCCACAGCACGCAAGAUUUAGAAUUCUAGACUCUAGCUCUAUACGUAGUGAGGACCCAGAUUUAGAGAAACUGACCAUUAUUUAUCUCCAGAUUUGUGUGUGUUUCCAAUUCUCUAGGCCAAUAAACCGACAAGACAAUGAACUAUGCUUACGGUGGGAUGCCAGGUGCGGUUAUUUGUGUGGCUGCUGGGUCUGGGGGCAGGCAUUUGGUUUCCUUGCUCCACAGGGAUCCUGAGACCUGUAGUCUAGUUCCCCUCCCAGGACCAAUGUCUAGCAACUGAGUUGGUGUGAGACUUGUUGCCUCCAGGUGCUUUACCAUAAUUGUAUAGCCAUCAGAGUCCAGCUCACUUUGACCUGAUCUCCAGGUAGGGACACUAACUCAGGAGCUGGGGAUGUAGCUCAGUUGAGUGCUUGCUUAGCAUGCUGGAAACCCUGGGUUUGUUUCUCAGUCCAACAUGGUGGCACACACCUCUAAUAUGAGCACUUGGGAGAUGGAGGCAAGAGGACCAGAAAUUCAGGGUCAUCCUCAGAGAGUCCCAGGCCAGGCUGUGCUUCACAAGGGCCCUCUCUCAAAAAUGCAAUGCCCCUCUUUAGAAACAUCCUCAAUGAGUAGAGUGCUAGGUUCAAGACUUCUGUGUCCCAGAAUAACCUUUGCCUUAAAUCAGGUCCAGCUCUUCCUAGUUUGAAGGUACAGUGGGGCAGCAGCUGUGUCAUGGCCACUCCUGUGUCCUCAUUGGCUUCGUCUUGCCUGCUGUGUAUCCUCUCAUGUCAUGCAUGGGUAGUUGGAACACGAGUAAGGCUGUUCAGGUAGAUGGGAGCUUUGAGGAAUUCUGGUGUGAGUUCCCUGGCCCGAGUGGGCAGUCACUGAGAAGCCCUAGUGGGUUGCUGUCAACAGCAGUAGUGGGCCUAGUGUCAUUUAGUUUUAUAAGUGUUUUCAAGAGAAGCCUGAAAUCCAAAUGUCUGUGAAAUACACAAAUUUUUAAAGGUA
Cricetulus griseus (Chinese hamster) is the source of this 6335-nucleotide messenger RNA. The record is from RefSeq and is a predicted model, not a curated record. NCBI's taxonomy places the organism in Eukaryota, Metazoa, Chordata, Mammalia, Rodentia, Cricetidae.